CUUCGAGGUUCCCCCUGCGGCGCGUCUCGGUUUACCGCGUGAGUUUGUUCGCCCUGGGGCAGAUCGUGCAUUUGCACAGCGCGCUUGAAAGAACCCGACCAGAGCCGCCAGCCUGUUUGAGAAGAAACAGCGUGGACCAUGACGGACUUCUGGUUGAUUUCUGUUCCACUGGACAAGACCACCUGGAACAGCCGAGAGAAGCUGAAGCGCACACUUGCGAAGACCGGCCUGGCUUCCUGCUCCAGGUUCUCCAUCCCAGACCUCAAGGCGGGAACGCUGGACGGUCUGCUAGGCGUGUCAGACGAUCUCUCCAGGCUGGACACAGUAACCGAAAGUGUUAUGAAGAGAACUUGUCAGUGUAUGGGCGAGGUGAUGGAGCAGUCCAGUGACAAAGUGUUUGAAAACACUCUAGCCAAUGGAGUGGACCUGGCGCACUAUGUGACAAAGUUUGAGUGGAACAGAGCCACGUACCCCACCACUUUGCCUCUCUGCAGUCUGACGGACAUUAUCCACAAGCAAGUGUCCCAGGUGGAGGCAGAAUUGAAAUCUCGAGCUGCGGCGUACAAAAGCAUCAAAGCCAGCCUGCAAGGCCUGGAGCGUAAAACAGAAGGGACCUUGCAAACUCGCAGCCUGAAUGAGGUGAUAAGGAGAGAGGACUUGGUGGACUCAGAGUACCUCACCACGUUGCUAGUAGUGGUAGCCAGAGGGAAGUAUGCGCAGUGGGAGAGGACCUAUGAGACGCUGUCAGAGUUUGUGGUGCCUCGGUCCAGCAGGCGACUCUACGAGGAUCAAGAGGGGGGAGUUUUCUCCGUCACGCUCUUCAAAAGAGCCGUCAGUCAGUUCACAGCCCAAGCCAAACAGAGCAAGUUCACCGUGCGAGAGUGCAAUUUCGAUCAGGAGGAGAAACAAAGGCAGGAGGUGAAGAGGCUUAGCGUGGACAAAAAGGAACAAUACGGGAUCUUUGUGCAUUGGCUGAAGGUGAACUUCAGCAAGGUGUUUGUCACCUGGAUUCACCUGAAGGCAUUGAGAGUUUUUGUGGAGUCAGUCCUCAGGUAUGGUUUACCUGCGAACUUCCAGGCUCUCCUGCUGAAGCCAGACAGGAAGUGCACAAAGAAACUAAGAGAGGAGCUUGCUUCGCUGUUCGUGCAUCUGGAUCCCACUGCCACCUCCAGCAAGACAGAUGUGAGCUGUGACCUCGCGGGGAUGGGCCUCAGCCAGCAUGAGUACUUCUCCUAUAUCUGCUUCCAAAUCAGCACCAACCUGCUGGAGAGCAGCUAGCUAGCUGUCCGACAUGAGAGGACCCGCAGCAAAACGAUGAACAUCCGGCUGUUUCACCCGCGCUGUUUGUUUCACGCAAACAAAGAUCGUCAACACUGCCGAGUGUGUGAUGACGUGAAUAAACACUUGUACUGGCCCG
Messenger RNA from Lampris incognitus (smalleye Pacific opah), 1417 nucleotides. RefSeq names its product ATPase H+ transporting V1 subunit C2 (gene atp6v1c2). Gene Ontology annotation, biological process: proton transmembrane transport. The coding region runs from base 139 to 1278 and encodes 379 amino acids. NCBI's taxonomy places the organism in Eukaryota, Metazoa, Chordata, Actinopteri, Lampriformes, Lampridae. Gene Ontology annotation, molecular function: proton-transporting ATPase activity, rotational mechanism. The transcript is spliced from 12 exons. Gene Ontology annotation, cellular component: vacuolar proton-transporting V-type ATPase, V1 domain; lysosomal membrane. The record is from RefSeq and is a predicted model, not a curated record.